GCCUGGCCGGCGUGCGCGCGCACACCCGGCCAGCGUGAGCGCGCCCGGUGGGUGGGUGGGUGCAGGCAGCGAGUGUGUGUGUGUGUGUGCGUGCGCGCGCGCGCCCGGCCGUCACUUCCGGCAGCGAGUUGGGUUGCGGAGUCGCGGUGACGGAGGGCCCGUCGAGGAGACGGAGGGUCGCAGGGGCCCCGAGGCAGCGCCGAAACCCCGCCGCCAGCAGCUCCCGGGACGGCCGUCGCCCGGCUUCUCCUUUUAUUUUUUUUAAAAAUAUUUUUUCCUCUCUCUCCGCCUUGAGGGGGAAGUGUGUGUGUGUGUGAGGAGAGCGAGGGGGGGUGGGGGCAACGCCACCAGCAGCCGCAGCCGCCCGCCCACCAGCUUCAGCCGUCGAGCGUCGGCCGGCUCUCCCCCGAAGGAUGGGAAACGCUGCCACCGCCAAAAAAGGCAACGAGAUCGAGAGCGUGAAAGAGUUCUUAGCAAAAGCCAAAGAAGAUUUCUUAAGAAAAUGGGAAAGUCCACCACAGAACACUGCAGGCCUAGAUGAUUUUGAAAGGCAAAAAACACUUGGAACGGGUUCUUUUGGAAGAGUUAUGUUGGUGAAACAUAAAGGCACAGAACAGUACUAUGCCAUGAAGAUACUGGAUAAACAAAAAGUUGUCAAACUGAAGCAAAUAGAACACACGCUCAAUGAGAAGAGAAUAUUGCAAGCAGUUAAUUUCCCAUUUCUGGUGAAAUUGGAGUAUUCCUUCAAGGACAACUCUAAUUUAUAUAUGGUGAUGGAGUACGUGCCAGGCGGUGAAAUGUUUUCGCAUCUUAGAAGAAUUGGAAGGUUCAGUGAACCUCAUGCACGGUUUUAUGCAGCCCAGAUAGUCUUGACUUUUGAGUACCUCCAUUCGUUAGACCUCAUCUACAGAGACCUGAAGCCUGAAAACCUUUUAAUUGACCAACAAGGGUAUAUCCAGGUCACAGAUUUCGGUUUCGCAAAAAGGGUAAAGGGCAGAACUUGGACACUUUGUGGAACACCAGAAUACUUGGCACCAGAGAUUAUUCUCAGCAAGGGCUAUAACAAAGCAGUAGAUUGGUGGGCACUGGGGGUUCUAAUCUAUGAAAUGGCAGCUGGAUACCCGCCAUUCUUUGCAGACCAGCCGAUACAGAUCUAUGAAAAGAUCGUCUCUGGAAAGGUACGGUUCCCUUCUCACUUCAGUUCAGACCUGAAAGACCUGUUGCGAAAUUUACUUCAGGUGGAUCUGACCAAACGAUACGGGAAUCUCAAAAACGGUGUGAAUGACAUCAAGAACCACAAAUGGUUUGCAACUACAGAUUGGAUUGCCAUUUACCAGAGGAAGGUGGAAGCUCCAUUCAUACCAAAGUGCAGAGGCCCAGGUGACACCAGCAAUUUCGAUGAUUAUGAAGAGGAGGACAUCCGUGUCUCUUUAACUGAAAAAUGUGCUAAAGAAUUUGCUGAUUUUUAGAGAGAGAAAGAGACCAUCAGGGCUUGUAUUGGGAUCUUUGCACUCUGCUAACAGAUGGGGUGGAGCUGAAACCAUCUUACUCGUCGAAACAAUUACCUAGUUUCUUCAUUCCACGUGGCUGAGAUCCUCCUUGCCAUAGUUCAUGUGAGCAGUUAGCACAGCCCUCAUACACAGGCACAUUUACUCAGAGCACUACCUGUGCUGCAACACAAAAAACUUAGACCACUUUCUUAUUGUUUCCUUCCCUCCUCUUUGUUCUACAGCCGCUGCCUUUGUGUCAUGUAGUUUGUUCCCCCACCUCCCCCCCCCCACCUUCCCCUUUUUAAAAUAAAAAAAAGGCAAUUUGCAGAGAGUGAAACAUUUUGUUUAAAUGUAAAGAUAGAGCAAGUGUUUCAGGAUUUUUUUUUGCACUUGGUGUGAGUUAGCCCAAAGUGAAAGCUGAACAUUGCUUCUAGUGCUUGCCAGCCACAACUCCUGUCUGUUAUGUCUGAGAGGUCACAGUUGUAGAACACCUUAACCUUGUAGAAGUUAACAAUCAGACUCCUGGAGCCUAGACAGCAUCUUUGACAUCCUUUUCUUUUUUUUGGAAGUAGAAUUGUUCUGUGCAUUUAUAUAUAGACUGAACGAAAGCAAUUCUCCUGGACAGGACCAAAAUGAAGUAGAAUUUAAUUGGAUGGUUGGAGCAGGGUACACGCAGACUGUGCCUUGAAUACUCCUGUACUGUCAAAUUCAGCUGCACUUCCCAAUUUUUUGUUUUGUACACAUCUGGGCAGGAUCCAGGUCUAACGUUACCGGAUGCUGUAAUCUGCUGCACAUCACCUGGAUAAAGCUGCCAGCGAGGCAAUCUUCAGAACAGCUUUGUCAACCCAUUUUUGUAGCUGUGUUGCACCAGCAUGUCAAACCGUAGUCUGUUUGUGGGUUCGCCCUCCUACACACUUCGAAUUGCGUCGUGUUUAUUAGCAGAUGACGGGCAGGGAGUUGGAUGUGUGGGGGGUGGGUGGGGGAAGGGUGGAAAGGGUUCCAAGCGGUAUACUUCAAAAAGGAAAAACAAAAUAACACAGCAGCACCAGAUACUAACAGGGAAUGGCGAUGUGAAAUAGUCCUCGUCGUGCUGAUUUGACAUCAGAAACCUUAAAUGACAUGGGUGAGUGGUUUUGCAAAUGGAUUCUGUCCCUAGCUGCACCCACGAUAGUGAGCAAAUGCACUAUCUGUGUGUGCAGUGGGCCCGUAGUCCUCUGUUUUUGUCUAAGAUGCUGCAAAAAUAAUGGUGGUCACUGCCAGGAUUGUGUUUGAUUCCAAGGCACACAUUGUGAUGCUAAAAUGAGGUUUGGGCAAAUACUAAACGAUUAAAUCACUCCGUAACUGGCUUUUCAGAAUUAAAAUUUUGAACGCUUUGGUUCAUGCAUUGCAAAAUACUUAACACAGGUAACAACUGCCAUGUUUCCACAAUCUUUACAAUUUUUUUAUAUAUACAUAUAUAUAUAUUUGUUUGUCUCCCUGGGAACAGAUCAUAGAGUUUGCAAGCGUUAGGUUCAGCUACUGGUUAGAUGCAUUGUCAUAUAAUGACAUAAUCUGUUGCUACAGAAAAGACUAGCCAUCACAUACUAGUUAAAACAAUUUUCCUCAUAUCUCAGUGUUGGUAAGUCAUAGAUUAUGGAUUCAGUGGAUCUGUACAUGUUAACAUUUUUAACCAAAUCAUUUUAAUCAAAUUAGUUUUAUUUGUACACUUGUGACACACCAAUUUUGAUCUUUCUUUCGCAUAUAUAUAGAUAGAUGUGUAUUUAUAUGUAUAUAUGUGAAACAAACCUCAAACGGUUUAAAUUGAAAUGGUUUCUUAUGUACAGAGGUAGGCUGGAUUCAGAUUGGUUCCAAUAUUUACAGGAAAGAAGAGCAAUGAGUUUUAAUAAAUCAACUUAAUUUGGCAUAGACCCAGUGUAUUUGCUUGUGUUAGCACUAAAGAGACAUGGACACAAUAUCCUCUUAACCUGAAGGGCACUCGUCGAAGUAAGGCGUUUGUAGACAUUUGCAUUACCAGUAUGAGCUGUAAUAUCAAACAUUUUGUUUGUCGUCUUGGCUGUCAAACAUUUGCACAAUGUCCAUUACGAGGCUGGCACCAACAGCAGUUUUUCAUCCACCCAUAUUUACCUGUAUGUGCAAGGGAAGUAUAAGAUACUUUGCUGUAGCAGAUUUUAUGUAACUAAAGAAAUGUAAGGUCACAUUAAUAAAUUUAAAAGUUCCUUUGUAUGAAAAUGUUAAAAUCUUUUGUAUUUCAUUUAGACUGAGGACAUGCUGUUGUAUGCUAGCUGUAUGCGAUAAAUUCUACAGUAACUUUGUUGUCGUUUAUGGACUUAAAGGUUUUAAUAAACGCUGAAGAUCACA
Molecule: messenger RNA, 3848 nt
Organism: Pristis pectinata (smalltooth sawfish)
Lineage: Eukaryota; Metazoa; Chordata; Chondrichthyes; Rhinopristiformes; Pristidae
Gene: prkacba
Product: protein kinase, cAMP-dependent, catalytic, beta a
Exons: 10
Coding region: 414-1469 (351 amino acids)
Biological process (GO): peptidyl-serine phosphorylation
Cellular component (GO): nucleus; cAMP-dependent protein kinase complex
Molecular function (GO): ATP binding; cAMP-dependent protein kinase activity
Source: RefSeq, a predicted model, not a curated record